AUGGCAACUCAGCAAACCGCCAAGACACAAUAUGUCGAGUCACCCAACGGCGUGACAUUUGCAUACCGUCAAAUCGGCAAUGCACCUGGCAUCCCCCUCGUCCUGCUGACACACUUCCGUGGCACCAUGGACAAAUGGGAUCCUCUCAUUGUCAACACCCUCGCAAAGCACCGCCGCAUUAUCACAGUCGAUUAUGCCGGCGUUGGUCUCAGCACCGGCGAAGUCGCCACUUCUAUCCGACAGUCCGCGGCCGAUAUGACUCACUUUAUCGAACUGAUCUGCGAAACAGAGAUUGAUCUUCUUGGCUUCAGCAUUGGAGGCUACGUCGCUCAGAUGAUAGCUCUCAACGCGGAUCCCAGCAAAGUCAAAGUCCGCAAGUUGAUCCUUGCAGGUACUGGGACAAGCUACGGACCUGAUCUUGCUUAUUCUCAAAACAAAGAUGUUGGUUCUGUUGCGGGUGUCAAGGAUGUUGACAUCAAUGUCUUCAAGACACUUUUCUUCCCUAAGAAUGUUGAGGGAGAUGCUGCUGCUGAGGCUUGGUGGUCGAGGAUUCAUGAGCGGAGUGCAGCGACGAGUGGUGAAGAGGCUUCCCUUUGGCUAAGCAGUGGCUAUAAAGAUGGUGGUAAGGGACUUAUGGGCCAGGUCACACAAGGUCACGACUUUACAGAGAGUCCAGAGAAGAGCAAGGGAGAAGAUGGCGCUUAUGAGCGGUUGUCCGGUCUCGAGAUACCGGUCUUGGUCACAAAUGGAAGCAACGACUAUAUGAUCCCCACGCCCAACAGCUAUCUUAUCUACCAAAAGGUUCCUAAUGGCCAGCUCAUUCUUUAUCCCAACAGUGGCCACGGCUUUCUCUUCCAGUACGCUCCGACCUUCGUCAAACAUGUCGAGACAUUCCUUGAGGGCUAG
Molecule: messenger RNA, 906 nt
Organism: Fusarium oxysporum Fo47
Lineage: Eukaryota; Fungi; Ascomycota; Sordariomycetes; Hypocreales; Nectriaceae
Product: Alpha/Beta hydrolase protein
Exons: 2
Coding region: 1-906 (301 amino acids)
Source: RefSeq, a predicted model, not a curated record